GACAACGCAUUCUGCGCACUUUAGUAUUUUCAAAUCGCGGUUUAAAUACUAUUAUAUAUUUUGUUGUUGUUGUGUAGUGUAUAACUGUAAUAGUGCGCUUUUGCUGUACAACCGGUAUAUAUUUCCGUUUCCUUAGUGUUUUAAUUGUGAAAGUGAUAAAGGAUACGUGAUUUUACUUUUUUCCGUGCUUUUCAGUUCCUAAAGUCCAACGUCGGGCAUUUUUCUAGAAAGUUUCGGGAAAGUAGAACGUAAAUGUUACCGCCACAAAGUAGGCAUACACCAGAAUUUGUUAUAUUGCUAAUUGUGCUGUAAAACCAAUGACUUGCAUACAUAACCUAAAAACCACAGUUAUACUUCAGCUACAUUAAUUGCAAUUUUCAACAACGGAACAAAAGUGACUUCCUGCGGCUGCUGUGAUAAUAAGAGUGAGAAAAUAUAACAUUUACUUCCUACGGCUGCUGGGAUCAUAAGACGGAUAAAAUAUAACAAUGAGCAACACCCCCAGUUUACAUCAUGUUUUUGUUGAAUUUUCGUACGUACUGCAUUAUUGUCAAGUUUUUGUUUAGUACUGUACUCGUUGUUUUUCGGAUGUUAAAUUUGCAAUGAGUUAAAACGGUUUGACAGAUGAAGCGGAAAUGUUUUUCGAAGAGAUAGAGAUUAGCAAUAUACUUAACUGUGCGCACGUGAAAUUACACUUCAAACAAAAGCAGAGUACAGUUUAUAUUGUACAAGGCAGCAAUAACUGCCCUAUACGCCAUACAGUGAGCACGGCACUGAAAUUUAUUUGCAGUAGUCAAUAUGCAAGUAUUGAAUCACUAACUCAAUUUGAGAAUCUGCAUGCGGGUUAUGUCCGAAUAGUGCUGCUUAUUUCAAAAGGAGUUUGUGCAUUGCAAACUGAUAAUACUAAUUUGGAAAGUGAUAGUGAUAGCGAUGCGCCAUGCACAUCUCAAUGGGCGCAAAAUCGCGAGCAGCGACGUAAACGGCGUCAUCUACAUAAUUCACAAUUAUUACAAAGGCAGCAGCAACUAUUCCAUAGAGUUGAGGCAUUACGCGAUUUCCGGUGUAGUCCGGAAUUGAUCGUAUACACUCUCGAUGGUGGUGUAAAACAAAAAAGUAGUAUUGACGAAUUCCAAAGAAAAUUUAGUACGAAUAUCGAUUUCAUGCUGCGUCAACCAGAAAUAUCUCGCGAUGGUUUUACUGGAAAUUGGUUGGAGUUUAUUACAACGAAAUUAAAUGGCGCUAUGAAUCGAGAGGAAGAAAUUUCAAAAUUAUUUGGAUAUUUUGUGCAACUAUUUUUAAAAAAUCGUUACAACGAAUGUGAUUUAUUGUCCAAAUUAACCACCUGCUGUAUUAUUGGGCACACUGCCUUAGAUGUUCUGCUUGCGGUGGAUGCUUUAAAAAUUUUCAAUGAUGUACGCAUGACUUUUGAAUUUAUUACUUGUAUGGAAUAUACAGUAUGGUUUCUAAUCCCCUACAAAGGACGUUAUGUAUCAGUACAAGAAGUGAGUAUUGAAAACUUCCAAUUCCAUAAAGUAUAUACAUGCAUUAAACUAAAAGCAAUUGACAAAAAUCUGCACCGAGAAUAUAUAUGGUCGGACGCAGAGCACGCCAUUCAAGAUCUCUUAUUUAUCGCAUUCCAGUUGGUCAUGUGUUUUCACCUCAAACGUGGUGUUGUCUACUUGCAAGAAGAGUUGAAGAAUGUUAGAGAUUAUCAGACUAUGCAAUUCGUAGUAACGGCCUAUAUGCAGAAAAAUGGAAAUGGCCAGAAAUUCUGGCCACAAAAGUAUUAUUUACAACAAAUUUUAAAAGCAUGUAAUAAAAUGGGAAUUACUGUUAUUAUUGACUAUCCCGGCGGUUUGCCAGUUACGCCGAAAGAUGGAAACUUGAUCAAAUGUUACAAAGAUGAAUAUAACGGUGAAUGGAAGUUAAAUGUGGAGGAAAGCGAGAGUUCCUGUCGAAGUGAGCAAUUGAUCAGUGAAUUGCAAGCAGGCUUGCAAAGUUACUAAUUUUACCAAUAUUAAAUCAACAAACUAAUUGCAAUAAGAACAGAGGGUUGAACGAAGGACUCAUAAGCGAGUAUAUAGGAUAUAAAGGUCAUACACAACGAGUUAGUAUUAUUUAUUUUUUGUUGUCGAAAAACAGUCGUUUCAGUUGUACGAGUCAUUCUUGCCGCUGCCAGCCAGAGUUCAGAGUCGCAACAAAUCAAUUGGACCAGACAGUUUGUGGCUUCUUAGGUUUGUUUUGGUCAGUUUGUAUUAUUUUUGUUUGCAGUUGUUGUUAUUGUAAUAAUUUUCUUUGCAUUUGAAUAGGUUUAUGAAAAAGCUCCCCUCAAUUUGUUAGCAAGGCAAAGUGUUUCGAACUUUGUUUUCCUUCUCUGCGCUCAUUUCAUUCGUCAUUAAUUUUCAUUGCCGUUGUGGCCGCAUCAUUGCUGCCACAAAUGUAGCAUUGUUGUCACAAAUGUGGCAUGGCCGUUACUGUCAGUUGGCGCGCGUUAUUCGCAACAUCUGCCUCACGCCAAUAUUUAUGUUUAGUUUAAAGUAGUACACCAAGUAAUCGGGUCAUGAGGUUUUGAACAUUUUUUUGUUCGUUGAAAUGAACGCGACUUAACAAUUUAAUAAUAAUUCAUAAAAUGGUAAUGUCAAAAUCCUUACAAGAAAAGACAUUUGAAAGUGUAUAUUGUGGUUCAUUCCAUCUAUUGAGUCUGGUGCGUUGCUUUUUGGUUCAAAAAACCACCGAUAAAAAUCUAUAAUUCCAUAUUGUAGAACCCGAAACAUUUCAAUUGUGUUUCUAACAUGAAAAAGUCUUUCAGCCGUCCGUUAAGGCUUAAAAAUCGCCGGGUCCCUGAUUUAUUGAAAAAUAUUUCCUUGCAUCCCAUAAAUAGAGAAAAAGGGAAACAAACAUUUAGUGUGGUUGCAACUACCUAUUUAGCGAUUGCCAAAGAACAUUUCAAUAUGAUCUCAAGAGAUAAGUACUUGCCGUCAAAGGUCGGUCAUAUGCUACUUUCCUAGAAAAGCGACACUGACCGUGCCUAGUUUUCAAGAUUUUUCACAAAACGACUAUUACACCCCGAUCAAGAGAGAGAGUGGUUCCCUUAAUACCACCUAACCGUAACCAAAGGUUCUCAUCUCAACAAAUUUCAAAAGUAAUUUUUGGAACAUUUGAAUAUGGUCUGAAGAGAUAAAUACUUGCGACCUUCGACGACCAUAUGCUACUUUCCUAGAAAACCGACACUGUCCGUGCCUAACCGUAACCAAAGCUUCUCAUCUCAACAAAUUUCAAAAGCAAAUUUUGGAAAGUUGACAUUGAUACAUAAAUAAUAAUUAUUGGUAAAAGAUAU
Molecule: messenger RNA, 3337 nt
Organism: Zeugodacus cucurbitae (melon fly)
Lineage: Eukaryota; Metazoa; Arthropoda; Insecta; Diptera; Tephritidae
Product: protein ORD
Exons: 9
Coding region: 636-2006 (456 amino acids)
Source: RefSeq, a predicted model, not a curated record